AUCCAAACUCCACAGUUGCUACUUGCUCCCAUUCCUCUCUCUCUCUCCAGAAUGGCUUCGCACGUCCUCCCCACGACACCACCACCGCGCAUGCUCUCCCCAUCGAGCAGCUCAAGCCCUAAACUCCCCGAACGAACGCCGCGACCUUCCUUCUCUGUCAGAACCUCUCUCUCCACCAGUUCCCUAUCCCCGCACGCCGCCGGCAGCUUCGCCGCCCCAUUCUCCGGCCUCGAGACCCGACCUGCCUCUCUCGCUCCUCGCUCUCCGUCCCCUUCACCCUCUCGCGCCAAGCGAAGCGUCGUCACCAUGGGACUACGCCGUCGAAUCCCAAGCGUCCUCACCGUGGAAAAACGCAGUGGAAAGCCAUUCAAUAAAUUCGAUCAUUCUCCUCCAGAUCUAGACUCGUAUUAUUUCCAACAUCGAAUUGUUUUCUUGACCGCACCUCUACUUCCCACCACGAUCGAAAUGAUAAUGCAAGAGCUACUUUUCCUGGCAUAUGAAGAUCUCGAGCAGCCAAUAUACAUGUACAUAAAUUCCACCGGCACGAUGGAGGAUGACUAUUGUUUCGGUCGUGAGCGCGAGGCAUUUGUAAUUCUUGAUCAUAUGAGGUGUUUAGGACCUCCUGUUUUUACACUGUGUGUUGGCCAUGCUUGGGGAGAAGCAGCCUUAAUCUUGGCUUCUGGUGUAAAAGGACAUCGUACUGCGUUGCCUUCAUCAACCAUUAUGAUUAGGGAGCCAAUGGAUGAAUUUGAAGGGCAAGCAUCAAAUGUGGAAGGUGAUAGGAAGGAAUUACAGCUUAUCAAGCAAGCUAUGGUUGAAGUCUUUGCCGAGCGUACAGGAAAGACAAAACAGCAGAUCGAAACUGAUAUCAGGCGCCCAAAGUACUUCAGUGCGAGUGAAGCGGUUGAAUAUGGCCUUAUAGAUAAGGUACUUAGCAAUGCGAGGGUCGAAAUAGGUAAAGGAGCUGUUGCUAAGGGGCAACCUGUAACUAGUGGUAUCUAAAGAUGGGAAGUGAUUCUGGGGAAUUUCCAGCUUCAGCUAGCCCCUUGACCUUGGGAGAUGCUCAAAUGAAAUGCUGAAAUGGAAAGCGGACUCAAGACCAGAUUUUGGAAAGAGCAACUCCAGAGCGAAAACAAGCGCCCACUUUUAAAGAGGAGCAUUCUGCACAAAAUAAUAAUACUAACUGUACCUGUAUGGCUAUAUCUUGCUAAAACACUGUUGGCACUGGUUAUCUUGUUGAUAUGUUGUGUUCGUUAAAGGUAUCAGAAUUGAAAUGUUUUGCGAACAUAUACAUAUUGCCUGAAUUAAAUUCAAAAAUGAAGGAGACAAAA
This is a messenger RNA of Rhododendron vialii, 1331 nucleotides long. Its product is annotated as ATP-dependent Clp protease proteolytic subunit-related protein 4, chloroplastic. The transcript is spliced from 9 exons. Gene Ontology annotation, biological process: protein quality control for misfolded or incompletely synthesized proteins. The record is from RefSeq and is a predicted model, not a curated record. The coding region runs from base 52 to 1002 and encodes 316 amino acids. Gene Ontology annotation, molecular function: ATP-dependent peptidase activity; serine-type endopeptidase activity; ATPase binding. NCBI's taxonomy places the organism in Eukaryota, Viridiplantae, Streptophyta, Magnoliopsida, Ericales, Ericaceae. Gene Ontology annotation, cellular component: endopeptidase Clp complex.